AUGUUCGACGUUCACGUCGGCAAACAGAUUCUGAUCGCCAAGGACGGGGCAAGAUGUCAUUUUGGACUCACAAAGGGGAAAGACAUCGAUGUUCAUGUCAACCUCUCCCUGAAGUUUGUGUGUGAGUUCAAUGGGGGAACAUCGGACGCCAACAUGGCGACGCCCCCUCCUUUAACUUACUCUCUUUCGCUAUUUCUCAUCUUUUCCCUUCACCGGUGCGUCUUCGGGAAAUACAUCGAAGGUACUCUUCGUACGUACGAGAACUGGGCCUUCCUCACACGAUUCUGCUUCCUUUCCGAAGAUGGCAAAUUUGAGUUUGAGAUCGAAUAUCCCCUCGAAUACGCUGUUGAAAGCCUUCUGCUCUACUACGACAGCCCGGAUCAGUGGCCAGCUGUCUACAAGAGCGGAAAGAACUGCACGGAAAUGUUGAAGCCGCUUAAGGUGGAAAACUUUCAAUUCGUGAACCUGACAUCUCUUGACGACCUGUCUGGCUGUCAGGUCGUGAGGGAGCAGAACGACCAGGCCUAUUACAGGUGCAAGGAAAUGCGGUCCUUCCGCUCUGCGAGAGAGAGAUGGUGGUUCAUCGCUAUUGCCAACUGCGAGUCCCAAAAGGGACUCUUUUUGGAUUACAAAAUCAAAAUGACCAACGGUCUCCCCGGGGACUUCUGGCACGAGCACUUCUCGGCUGAUGAAUUCUAUAUAUUGCGAGUGGACAUAAUCUUCUUUGCCCUGAAUGUUCUCCUUUGUUUCUUCGCCUUCCUCGAAGCAGUGGAGUUGAAGGCUCGGCAGUUGCUUCACGUCACAUACAAACUUUUCGUGACAUCCCUGAUCCUUCAAUGCGUCGGAGUUCUUUUCCUGGUCCUUGCAUACGCCCGAUAUGGCGUGGAUGGAGUUGGCUGGCCCGGCAUCAAACUAACAGGUGAACUGCUAGAGUCGUGCAGCGAAAUCAUAUUCGUCCUCAUGCUGCUCCUGGUAGCGAAGGGUUACACGAUCACGAGGGGGCGACUGAGACAAGGUUCCAGCGUGAAGCUCACUCUCUUCAUGUGCGCCUAUUGUCUCGCCUAUGCCACGCUCUUCAUAUACCAGCAGCAGAAUUUCGAUCCGGGGGAAGUGCUGUAUCUGUACGAAUCCCCACCUGGUUAUGGGAUCGUAAGUCUCAGACUCAUCGCCUGGGUUUCCUUCGGUUAUUCAGUAUUCUUCACGCUUAAGCAUUAUCCAGAGAAGAACUCCUUUUACCUUUCCCUCCUCGUCUUCUUCACUCUCUGGUUCGUUGCUGGUCCGAUGGUCAUACUCCUGGCGGCUUAUGUAAUCCCAGACUGGAUUCGAGAAAAAACGGUGAAUGCAGUGGAGUUGUCGGUCACAUUUUUGGGACAUAUGGUCUUCCUGAUUCUGACUCGACCGUCGGCGGCGAACGAUAAUUUCCCGUACCACGUGAGGACGACACAGAUUGGAAUCAUGGAGAACUCCUACAACGGGACCAUAGGAAACAAUCACUUAGACGCUUUUGGCCAUCAUCCGUACGCACCCUCGGCACCUCUGGCGGAUGAGACCUCGCAAACAGUGCCCAACCAGACACCCGGACCACCCCAGCCCUACCGUCGAACACCUGCCGAGAUCUUCACCGUCGCCACCAGCGCAGAAAUGACGAGAAUGGGGAGGCUGCCUCCAUUGAAGCCUGCAGGGAAGAAUGACAACAGCUUCCCACACCACGCGCCGGGGGAACCAAGACAGCUCCUACAAGAAUGACGAAAACUUCAUAAUAAUUGGCUCUGAGGCUGACACCCUUACCUCUUUUUUCUUCAUUUCCCAUCCCAAGUAGGGUAAGUGCUGCGAAUGUCGGCACUGGGGUAAUCUCGGCACUUUGCAAUCGUCAAAAUUCUGCUUCCACUACUAGUCCCCUAGGCACGGGUAGAUAAGUAUUCUCAGAUGGUAGGACUAAUGUUAACUUGUGCUUGGAACAGCCUUAUUUACUGUUGCAGUUCUCUCGCAGUGGCCACUUUCUCUAAGCGCACUCCGAAAAUCCUGCGAAAUCUUGGGAUUUUGCUAUGCUUUUGUACAUUCCGUUCUUCUCUUCCACAUUAGGAAUUGUUUUAUCAGGUCGUUGCAUUCAUUUUUGGAUCUGUUGUAAACGACAAUGAUACACAAGUGUGCCGAGAUUGCCAACAUCUGACCCAACUUCACCUUUGACCCAGGCCCUCGGAAAUGAAAGGUCUGGGGCACUCGAGGUUUGCGGUAUAAGGUUUAUAAUAAAGGUAUCACCAGACCCAAUAUGAACGAGGAAGCUCCAUUACGAAAACCAGCAAGCAAGGUGGAAGUGCAGAAUAUGCUUGAGUCUCGACAUUCGCAACACUCACCCUAUGGCUCAACGUGUCAUGUCAGCCUCAGGGCCAGUUAUUAUGCCCUGUUCCCUUUGUGAUGAUUCUACACCUCAGUGGUCCUUCGUCACCCCAAGUGGCUUCUUUCGAGUACAAAUAUCCACCCCCCUGGAUUUGCUCUUAGUAUUUUUGGGCUCAUUGAAAGCAUGAAUGUGGCAUGUCUUAAAAAAGAGUUGUCUCGUGAAGUGUGAUAAUUGCGCAAUGAAGCAAUGCACAAUCAAA
Messenger RNA from Darwinula stevensoni, 2597 nucleotides. Lineage: Eukaryota; Metazoa; Arthropoda; Ostracoda; Podocopida; Darwinulidae. The record is from the annotation of a GenBank genome assembly.